UCGACGGGGGAGCACACGGAGAAGCCGCCACGUGGACUUCAAGAUUGCCUUGGGGUUUUAGGUCCUGGAGAUGUUGUAGCGGAGUAUUAUCAGCAGCAAAUAGAAAUGCUUGAAGGGUUUAACGAAAUGGAUACUUUGACUGACCGUGGGUUUCUUGCCAUUAGGAUUUCGAACAUAGCAAAUAUGGUCCUUUUUGCUGCAAAAGUUUAUGCUUCGAUAAGGAGUGGCUCAUUGGCUAUUAUUGCAUCCACAUUGGAUUCUCUACUUGAUCUGCUGUCAGGUUUUAUUUUAUGGUUUACUGCAUUCUCUAUGCAAACACCGAAUCCUUAUCAAUAUCCUAUUGGGAAAAAGCGCAUGCAGCCAUUGGGAAUCCUUGUGUUUGCAUCUGUUAUGGCAACUCUUGGUCUCCAGAUUAUAUUGGAAUCAGUGCGCUCAUUAGUAUCAGAUGAGGAUGGAUUCAGCUUGACCAAGGAGCAAGAAACUUGGGUGGUCAACAUCAUGUUAUCAGUGACAUUAGUGAAGCUCGCGCUGGUCGUAUAUUGCCGUUCCUUCACCAAUGAGAUUGUCAAGGCUUAUGCACAGGACCACUUCUUCGAUGUGAUCACCAAUGUCAUCGGGCUUGUGGCUGCACUUCUUGCCAAUUAUGUAAAGUAUUGGAUUGACCCAGUUGGAGCUAUGAUCCUAGCACUAUACACCAUCCGAACUUGGUCAUCAACAGUUCUGGAGAACGUGAAUUCUCUCGUAGGACGAUCAGCAGCUCCAGAGUUUCUCCAGAAGCUAACAUAUCUCUGCUGGAACCAUCACAAGGCUAUAAGACACAUCGACACAGUUCGAGCCUACACAUUUGGAUCGCACUACUUUGUGGAGGUUGACAUUGUGUUGCCAUCGGAGAUGCCACUUAGAGAAGCUCAUGAUAUUGGGGAGGCUUUGCAGGAGAAGCUCGAGUCGUUGCCUGAGAUUGAACGGGCGUUUGUUCAUCUUGAUUAUGAGUUCACUCAUCGGCCUGAGCAUGCUCAGUCAGUUGAUAGAUAGCUUAUGGUGUUAAAUGGGAGAGCCUGUUACUGUGCUUCCUUUAGUAGGGCUUGUUGAGAUGUUUGCACUGAUUUUUGAGAAUAUUUUAGCGUCUGUUAGUGCGGUACUCUGUGCUCUCUGUGCGAUUUGUAAUAUGAUGCUUACAAGCUGUUAUAUACAAGUCUAGAUUAGUUUAUUCCCCUUC
Molecule: messenger RNA, 1216 nt
Organism: Asparagus officinalis (garden asparagus)
Lineage: Eukaryota; Viridiplantae; Streptophyta; Magnoliopsida; Asparagales; Asparagaceae
Product: metal tolerance protein 5-like
Biological process (GO): monoatomic cation transport; transmembrane transport
Cellular component (GO): membrane
Molecular function (GO): manganese:proton antiporter activity
Source: RefSeq, a predicted model, not a curated record